Messenger RNA from Triplophysa rosa, 3633 nucleotides. RefSeq names its product PHD finger protein 24 (gene phf24). The record is from RefSeq and is a predicted model, not a curated record. Lineage: Eukaryota; Metazoa; Chordata; Actinopteri; Cypriniformes; Nemacheilidae. The transcript is spliced from 9 exons. The coding region runs from base 452 to 1732 and encodes 426 amino acids. Gene Ontology annotation, molecular function: calcium ion binding.
ACCAAUGAAACGUCUCCUUUCGCAGGUUGAAAACAAGUUCCGCUGAAAACGCUCAAAAAAGAUCGAACCCUGCAAAUCUAGUAGUCAGACGAUGCUGCAGACAACUUUAAACACGAUUCAUUUCAUUUACACGAGUUUACUCCGAGCAAAGUUACACUUUUCAUAGCUAGACUGAGGAAUUGAGAACUGGAGCUGUCCAGGGUUCUGCGCCUUGAUGCGAGACGCCCCAUUGCGUUCGCGCUUCAUUAAACCACAUUGUUUUUCUUGGGUAGCGGAAUAUUUGCUUGUCGGGGUUACACAUGACAGUAGGCUGUGGUGUACUGACCGCCACGAUCUGAGACGCUCACCCUUCAUUGACGAAAGCGAAGCCUUGAAAUGACUGUUUGCAGUGCGUAAGAGCAGAAGAAAACGAGUCCCAAGUCCCGGAGCGCCGUCCGAUUUCAUCCCAGCCAUGGGUGUGCUGAUGUCCAAGAAACAGCAGGUGGAGAAGGUGCAGAAGUGCAGCAUUGUGGUGUCAGCCUUCAAAGAGGGUUUGAAGGAUCGGCCGACUGUAGCCUCCACAGGCCAGACCGAAGACGUUGUGACCGAGAACGGAGAGGGAUCUGCUGAGGGAUCAAAUCAAACUAACACAGAUCACGCUGAACAGAAAGAGAAGGACAACAAGCAGGGGUCUUUACCUGCUCAGCAGGCCUCUGCCCUGCUCAGAGAGGAAAAUAAGGCCAAUCAGGAGGCUUGGGGGCGUCUACGAGAUGGGAAGGGGGUGGAGCCAGAGGAUCUAAAGAAGUCACAUCAACUCACUCCUCCGGCGUUCGUGCGGCCGAAGAGAGAUGUCAACGACGACAAGCCGGUGGAUGUGCCACUUGGGCAAAGAGACCAGCCUGUCAAUGAUGAGAUGUGCGAUGUGUGUGAAGUUUGGACGGCGGACGAUCUCUUCCCCUGCCGGAUGUGUACGCGGGUUUUCCACGAUGGCUGUCUGCGGGAGAUGGGCUACCUGAGUACAGAAGCCCUGCAGGAGAUGAGAGAAACAGCCCACACUACCAGCGGUUGGAGUUGCUAUUACUGCGAUAAUGUGAACUUGCUGCUCACAGAAGAGGAAAUGUACAGUCUAAUGGAGACCUUCAAGCAGUGCAAGAUCAUUCCAGAAUCGUGCUUGGUAUCAGAUGAACUUCUGCAAUACAGGCACUUUGUGACCAAGCAGCUUUUUGACAGAGACUUGACUGAUGAGGAGGAAGAGGAGGUGCUGGCCCAGUUCGCAGCUCUGGAUCCAGAGAAGAAGGGCCAGAUUGAGUGGUCUGAUUUCCUUUACCACGAGACACUUUCAGUCCUGCAGAAAUUCCGCACUGAGAACUCUCUGGUAAGAAUUCUCACGGCGAAGGAGAGGGACCGGGCACGAGCUGUGUUUCAGAGUCUAGACCAGGACAAAGAUGGAAUCAUCACUGCUGGAGAAGCCAAGCGGGCACAAACCUCCUGGUUCUACAAGAUUAACAAAGAGUCACAGUCCUGCAAUGUCAGGCUCACAGGAUUGUGCUCCCCUUGCAAUGUGGGUAUCAGUCAUGUAGGUCCAAUAUCUGAGAGCAGUCCAGCCAGCUCCAGCAGUGAGAGAAGCAGAGAUAAAGCCAUGGAAAAUGACAACAGACCAGCUACCUGGAACAACUUCCUGAGAGAAAGCGCUAUCUACAUCCUGGCCGCCAGGCCCAACAGCUCAGCCAUGCACAUCCAUCUGCCUCUCUAACCAUUGCCCCAUUGCCUGAGAUUUCCAGACGGGCUAGAGGGAACUUCCUAGGUCCAGUUUGAAGAGAAACAGGUGCUGAGAACUAAACUCCCGACACCACAAGAGUCAAAGCAAACAGAAAACGGCAACACACUCCAAGACCGUACAAGCCAUGAACGGAUUCUUCCUCAAAUACACGAUCUAUAUCGAUAAAACUGUCGCUUUAGAACCAUAGCACAUCUGUCGCUAGAAUUAAGGUUUUAGAUGCUGUGUGCUUGUGUUUUUUGUGACCAGAUGUUCUGAUGAGAAACACUGCAGUUAAAAAAGAGGGAUAAAAACACUGUUAAGAGUAAAAUGCACCACAGCACCGGUGUUUGCUUCUAGUGUCUUUGGCCUUGUUGUACAGUAUUUCAGUUGUGGCUCUAGCCAAUCAGCUUGCAGGAUCCGAUGUAAGAUCAGCAGUUGCAUCAUUGCUUAGUACAUUUCAUAGUCAAAAUCUGAAUAUAAAUGUAGUGAGAAUAUAGAAGAAUUAUAGAGAGAGAGAUGCUAUAUAUAAACUAUAUAUACGUAUACUGUAUAUUAUACAAUAUACAGUAUAUAUAAAUAUAUAUUGUAUGUGUAUUUAUUCCCAUAUCUUCAAGGUUGGAUUAUGGUCUGGGCCAAUGGGGGCUUGCCAGGUGCCCCACAGCGGUCUGACAAAUGAAAACAAGGCUCUGCAAAUAAAAAAUGAUGGUACUAUAUAUAAACAGUGCUUGAACGUGCAUUUAACAUACUACAGUGCAAUUUACAUCAGUUACAGUUUUAUCAGUAGUUUAAAGGAGUAGUUCACCGUCUCGUCCUGGUUUUGUAAUGCCAUUAAAUGGGUCCAAGGUUUUAGUAAGUAAGCCACUUGACUCCAGGAGGUUAAUAAAUGUCAUCUGAAAUGAAAUAUGUUUGUGAGAGAAAAUAACAGCCACCUAAUCAAGGCAAGUUCAAAUAUGGGGGUGUGACGAAUCUCAUUGGUUCUCGCGUGUCUUGUGACCUAUCGUCAUAUAUGUAUUCUGCCGUAAUGCAUAUGCUGAUUCGACGUACCGCUAUGUUUGCAUCUUUAGGGAAGACAUUUUGCGUUUGCGCAAUAUGAAAUUAGAAGUUUUUAAAUGGCUCAUUCUUUGUUUUCAAGUAUAUUUAUUUUUACUUAAUGUUACAACGAAGAGAAAAUAAAUCGUAAUUGUUUUUAGUGGUGUCAUGCAUUUUAAGUAGCAACAGUGUAAUGUGAAAAUUAUAAAACAGUGUCUGUGGCGAGAAGGCCUCGUAUGACCUUAAUCCUUUCUUGCGUAUUUUCCAAAAGAACUGUUGUUUUAUUUGAUGUUUCUUCAUCUGAUUUAUUUAAUACCCUAUUUGAUCUGUAAAAACUGUAACUCCUGUAAAUGUGGCAUUUCCCAGUGGUUACCUUAUAGCUGAUGCAAAUGUACAAUCUUCCAAAUAACUCCAAUGCUAAUUAAAAAGCAACAAUUUGUUGAUAAUCAGGUGUAGAACUUGCUGCCUAUAUGAUACUGACUCAGAGAUUUCGUCCUUCCUAACAUACUUCCUAUCUUCCACAUAUUUUUGCAAUAGAUCCAUGUUGAAUUUGUUCUUAGUUGUGGUGCAGAGGAAAAAUUGUCUAAUAUCUAAACCUUUUUAUUGUUUCGCAUAAACAUGUACACUCCUGUAAAAUAGCACCUCGGUUUACACUAAGUAUAUCAAACUGUAUGAGGGGUAUGAAGCAUCAUAACAGUGUUUAUAUGGUCAUAUUUACUGUAUUUGCUUAUGGACAGUAGAUGUUGGAUUGAUCAAGGCAAUUAUUUCAAGGGACUGUGCAAUACUCCGGGUUUUGCUGGUAAUGCUGAAAAUAAACGCAUGAUGUUAACUCCAAAAAUUACACUGGAACUGUGUGGGCUAUGAGU